Molecule: messenger RNA, 2464 nt
Organism: Trematomus bernacchii (emerald rockcod)
Lineage: Eukaryota; Metazoa; Chordata; Actinopteri; Perciformes; Nototheniidae
Gene: ubald1a
Product: UBA-like domain containing 1a
Exons: 3
Coding region: 155-622 (155 amino acids)
Molecular function (GO): protein binding
Source: RefSeq, a predicted model, not a curated record
CUACAGUAAAUAUUUGUGUUUGCUCAACCGGCUGUAAUGGUAGAGGACUGAGGCAGUAGAAACGGAAUACAACUAGAGUGAAGCAAGAGAGAAGGAACAUACAGACAACGGUUUGAAAGUCUGUAGCACACGGACACGGGCUUUUCGUCGAAACAUGGAUGAACUCAAACAUCAAGUCAUGAUUAACCAGUUCGUCCUGACGGCGGGUUGUGCGGCAGACCAAGCGAAGCAGCUUUUACAGGCGGCACAUUGGCAGUUUGAGACUGCCCUCAGUGUCUUUUUUCAAGAAACAAAUAUUCCAUACGGCCAUCAUCAUAUGAUGUGCACCCCAGCCAACACACCAGCGACGCCCCCUAACUUCCCCGACGCGUUGACCAUGUUCUCCCGGCUGAAGGCGUCCGAGAGCUACAGCGCAGGAAGCCCCGCCUCCAUGGCCACCUCCCCCCCGCCCCCCCAGGUCGGAGGCUGGGGGGUUUCACCAAACGUACCUAAUGUGCCGCAACCUCCACUGGGACUCUGGACUCAGCCCUCCACGCAGCCCUGCCCCGCCUGGCCCACGGGCGUCAACCCCCACACAGGGGUGGAGCAGAAAGUUAGCGUAGCCAUGGAGGCCGAGAGAUGAAGGGCAGCACGGGACUGAAACAACUCCCCUUUUCCUGGGGAGGGAAACAGGGAGGGGGGGGGGGGGAGUAAAGAGGGAGGGAGAGGAUAGUGGGUAGAAAUGGGUUUUGGUCUUUGUCCCAGGAGUGAGACGGAAACUACGCAAAAACCAAGAAAACUCAACGUGGACAUUUUAAGAAGAGGGGAGGAACCAAUGCAAAUGUCAAUACAAAAAAAUAGAAAAAUGAAAUGCACACACACAGUAAUAAGAGAGAGGUCUUUGUUAGUUUUCCUAAGUAAAUGCAUAGAUAAGAUAUUAUUGAACUUAAAAAACAUGUUUAAGAAAUCGUCACGCCCAAGGAUUCUAUGUGUUCGAGGACAUUCAAGGCAGCAACAGUCAUCUUCUGUUUUAGUUUUGAUCUUUUUUUCAGCCAGUGUUUGUUUGUUUUUGGCCACUGGUGUUUCUGUGUUUCUGUGCUGCAUGAGGAGAGGGGGGACUUGCUUUGAGACGUGUUUUGAGAUGGACUCAAACAUCAACACGCACUUGAGUGUGUACGCAUGUGAGCGGGUUUGUAAUCAAAAAAUGUAUACACACACAUAUAUAUAUUCGCACACACACACACACGAAUACACACACAUUUAGAGUUUAGAGGAAACACCUCCAUACUGUCAUCCCCAUCGUCAAAGGUGGGGCUUUUCUUACCUCACCUGCUGGUCACCUGACUUCUUUCAGCCAAUCAGGGAUUCUUAAACCAAGCGUUGCCGCCGCAGGAUGUUUUUAAAGGUUUUUGUUUCUUAAAGGCAACAGCUUUAUGCUAACUGAUCCUGGCUUUUCUUCGGACACAGUUUGAAUCUCCGCUGUAUACUUUUUCCAGAAGAUUUGGGUUAUUACAAGAAAAAAAAAAAGUGAGAAAAUUAUGGUUUAAUAUAAUAUCGUUUAUAAUGUUCUGUUUUUGUUCAAGGGGUAAGGGAGGUGGCUUUUCAAUAAAUGGGGUGGGACUUUCUGGUUGAUUUUUUUUUUUUUUUUUAAGAGUGAAUCAAACGCAGCUAAAAACAGCUACAGAUUUAUAAAAAAUUGUUUAAAAAAAACUGCUCCAUCUUUGUAAAACAGAAUUGCCACUUUGCAUGAUGUGUUCAUAACGUGUACAUGAGGUCGAGGUGUCUUUAUGGGAGGGGGGGGCGGAGUUAAGGGGGGGGGGGAUGUGGGUCUCAUAGAUUAGCGUUUCUCUACAAAGAGUCACUUUGAGGCGAAAUUGGAAAAGGGUCUUGUUAGAAAUGAGAAACAAAGGAAAACAGGUGUGGGGCAGCUUCGGGGAGCCCACCACCAAAUAUUUGGGGCCACUACAGACUCCUUCAGAUAUACAUUAUAUAUAUUUACCCUCAGAUGCUGUACUACAGAGGGGGGGUUUCCAACAUCUCUCAUUUGACCGGUCCCUGGUCCAUUGAUACCGCAGAGGGGCGAUUCAGGGAGGACCCUGAUAUACGGCAAUAUUUAAAAAAACAGGGUCUGCUCCGAUUUAGUUUCUCCUGCAUUAUUUUUCCAUUUGAUAUAAGAGUAAUAAGAGAUAUUUUAAAUAGAUGAGGGUCCUUUUCUCAAAAUUAUGGAUAUAAUACUGAAUAAAUAAGCAACUUCCUUUUUUAUUAUUAUUUAGAAUAAUGUUUGAGUUCAACCUUUUCCAUGCUUCAUACUUUAUUUGGUUAAAUCAGAGAGCGUUUCUGGGUGGGCUUGUUCCUAAAUGGUUUCUCAUGUAUGUUUCCCCCCACUUGUAUGACUGUAUGAGACCAUUCCCACAAUAUUUGUGGACUACCUGAUAAUUAACUUAUCAUUUUUGUGAACCUAAAUAAAUAUUGUAUGUCAACCUAA